GCGGUGACCACGACAUUACUGCUUUUAUUCUCUUUGUUGUCAAAAAAAAAGUAUUUGGUUACAGCUCUUUCCUCUUUGUUUUAUUUUUAUUUUACAAAUGACAAAGAUCUUUAAAAAACAAAACCAAAGGAAUACCAAGCCUUCACCUGCUUCCAAAUUUAUUCCUUUUGAUAGAAGCAAGCUACAGUACAGCUGGUCUUUCAAGAGGAAGAUUGGACCUGGAUUCAUCAACAUGUUCAACACAUGUUUUCUUAAUUCAGUAUUGGCAUGUUUAACAUACACUGCACCCUUAUCUCAAUACUUGUUAACCAACGACCAUAAGGAAAAUUGCCUCAAAGAAGGUUUCUGCGCUUUAUGUGCAAUGACUGAACACGUUUACAAAUGCUUUAAAACAUUUAAAAGUUUGACCCCCCUUGCUGCUAUCAGCUUGAACUAUUUUACUAGCAAUUUGAAAAGAAUAUCAUCAAGAUUGACUUUGGGCCGUCAAGAAGACGCUCACGAAUUCUUCAUGUUCCUUCUUGAUGCAUUCCAAAAUUCAUAUACACCCGCCAAAAGCAAACUUACACCUGAGCAAGAAGAAAAUGGCCUUGUGCAUUAUAUCUUUGGUGGUAAACUGCAGUCACAGGUCACUUGCGAUAAUUGCAAUGCAAAAUCAAACAGCUACGAUCGGUAUCUGGAUCUCAGUGUUCAGCUGAAUGAAGCCGAAAGCAUUGAAGAUGCUUUGAAAUCAUAUAUCCAAACGGAUGUUAUUGGUGGCGAUAACCCCAGUGAAAAUGGAUACAACUGUGAACAAUGUAAGCAAAAAGUCAAGGCAUACAAGCAAAUGACGAUUUCUGAAAUUCCAAACAAUUUGAUUAUUCACUUGAAAAGAUUUGAAUACGACUUUCAUUCUGACAGUAUGGUCAAGCUUAAAAAGCGUAUCAGAUAUCCAACGAUCUUGAAUAUGGCCCCAUAUAUGAGCGAAGAAAAGCACGUUGAAAAGGCUACUUAUCGUCUGUAUGCAGUCCUUGUACAUCAAGGUUCAACAUGCGAUUCUGGACACUACUAUGCAUAUGUUAGAAACUCUGGGGGAUCAUGGUAUCUCAUCAAUGAUGAGGAGGUCUGCCAUGUUGGAGUUAAAGAAGUCAUGAAGCAACAGGCAUACAUGCUUUUUUACGAACAAAAAGAAAUGGUUGCUAAUAACAAGGAUGUUACCAACUGCAAGAUGAACAAGAAACAACCAGAGCAAAAAUUGGCAUUAACUGAAUUGGAUUUGCCCGAUGAACUUCAUGCAAAAAAAUGUUUAAAGAGAUCUCGUGAUGAUAGUAGUGAAGACGAAGCAAAGGCAAAGAAGGUCAAAUUUGUAGAGCUUGAUAAUACAGUUGUUGCCACUGAUCCCGAUGCUUGGGUAGUAAGAUCUGCAGACGUCCCACAUCGCUCUCUGUAUGGAAAUCAAUCGCCACGCACUUAUAGUAAUGCUGUAGGCCAUGUUAGUCAAUGGACAGUUCGUGAUUGUUAAAGAAUGUGUAUUUUUUUUUUUUUUUUUU
Molecule: messenger RNA, 1526 nt
Organism: Rhizopus microsporus ATCC 52813
Lineage: Eukaryota; Fungi; Mucoromycota; Mucoromycetes; Mucorales; Rhizopodaceae
Product: cysteine proteinase
Exons: 5
Coding region: 98-1498 (466 amino acids)
Biological process (GO): protein deubiquitination
Cellular component (GO): cytosol; nucleus
Molecular function (GO): cysteine-type endopeptidase activity; cysteine-type deubiquitinase activity
Source: RefSeq, a predicted model, not a curated record